Molecule: messenger RNA, 1992 nt
Organism: Setaria italica (foxtail millet)
Lineage: Eukaryota; Viridiplantae; Streptophyta; Magnoliopsida; Poales; Poaceae
Product: eukaryotic peptide chain release factor GTP-binding subunit ERF3A
Exons: 16
Coding region: 58-1671 (537 amino acids)
Biological process (GO): translation
Cellular component (GO): translation release factor complex
Molecular function (GO): GTPase activity; translation release factor activity; GTP binding
Source: RefSeq, a predicted model, not a curated record
CCCAGCCAAAACCAAUCCAGUAAAAACAGGGAAAGAAAAGCAACCGCCCCGCGAGAGAUGGAACACGACGCCGAGAUGGCGCCGCCGAUCGCCUCCCGCGCAUCCGCCGCCGAAGCUGCCGCGGACGACUGGGCGGCGCGCGACGAUUUCGAGGAGAAGCCAGCGGAGUCCCACUCUCCGGCUCCGGCAGCUGCGGCCGCCGAGGACGAUGCUGGAGAGGCGGUCUCAGCUCCUCCGGCCCAGGAUGUCAACGGAAUUCAGUCAAGUCUUCAGUCUCUGGAGCUGCAGACUAGUGAUGACGGGGUUCAAAUGGAAACAGAGGAGGAACAGAAUAGAAAACGGCAUUUGAAUGUUGUGUUUAUCGGCCAUGUUGAUGCAGGCAAGUCCACAGCUGGAGGUCAGAUAUUAUUCUUAAGUGGACAAGUGGAUGAACGGACAAUCCAGAAAUAUGAGAAGGAAGCAAAGGACAAAAGCAGAGAGAGCUGGUACAUGGCAUAUAUUAUGGACACAAAUGAGGAAGAACGGGCAAAGGGCAAGACUGUUGAAGUUGGGAGAGCUUACUUUGAGACUGAAGCAACAAGAUUCACAAUUUUGGAUGCACCAGGCCACAAAAGUUACGUUCCAAACAUGAUAAGUGGUGCAUCUCAAGCUGACAUUGGUGUUCUGGUGAUAUCUGCUCGGAAAGGUGAAUUUGAAACUGGGUAUGAAAAAGGAGGCCAAACUCGUGAACAUGUACUUCUUGCAAAAACUUUAGGUGUUUCUAAGUUGGUCGUGGUCAUAAAUAAGAUGGAUGAUCCUACUGUUGGAUGGUCUAAAGAAAGAUAUGAUGAAAUAGAAGGCAGGAUGAUUCCUUUCCUUAAGUCUUCAGGGUACAAUGUCAAGAAAGAUGUCCACUUCUUGCCAAUUUCUGGUCUUUUGGGAACUAAUAUGAAGACUCGCAUGGAUAAAAGCAUUUGUAGCUGGUGGAAUGGUCCAUGCCUUUUUGAAGUUCUUGAUUGCAUUGAAGUCCCUUUACGGGAUCCCAAAGGCCCAGUAAGGGUGCCCAUCAUUAAUAAAUAUAAAGAAAUGGGCACUGUGGUGAUGGGAAAAAUAGAGUCAGGAACUAUUAGGGAGGGCGAUAACUUGUUGGUGAUGCCGAACAAGGUCAAUGUGAAAGUCCUUACCAUACACUGUGAUGAGGAUAAAGUGAGAAAAGCUGCACCAGGUGAGAAUGUCCGUCUCAAGUUGUCAGGAAUUGAAGAGGAGGACAUCACUCCUGGCUUUGUGCUAUCAAGUAUAACAAAUCCUGUCAGUGCUGUAUCUGAAUUUAAUGCUCAGCUUCAGAUACUGGAGUUGCUUGACAAUGCAAUUUUCACUGCUGGCUACAAGGCGGUGUUGCAUAUCCACUCAGUAGUUGAGGAAUGUGAGAUUGUAGAGCUUAUAGAGGAAAUUGAUCUGAAGAGGAAGAAAGAAACUGACCCGAAGAAGAAAAAGCCAAAGAGGAAGCCUCUUUUUGUGAAGAAUGGAGCUGUUGUUGUCUGCUGCAUCCAGGUCAAUAACUUGAUAUGCAUCGAGAACUUCUCUGAUUUUCCUCAGCUCGGAAGAUUUACACUCCGAACAGAAGGUAAAACGGUAGCUGUAGGAAAGGUUGUUGCUGUUCCGCCAAGUGGGAGUUCAACGUUUAAAGCCUAAGCCAAUUUUGUCGACGGUAGGUAAAAGAAAACUUGGUUCUUAUAUGGUCUAAGGGUGUUGUAACCUGGAGAACAAGUUCAUCUCAAGGAAAAAUUUCACUGUUCUUUUAUUUUCCUUCACCUUUUGUGCAUGGCAAUCUAUGAAGUUGGCUAUUAACAACCUUCUUUCGUAGUUUGGGACAGGUAUAUUUUGCACCUGAAAUGUGAAUAGUUUUUACAGCGAAUUGAUGGUUACGAGUGUUAAAUUGCCACCUUGGAAGUAUAAGUUGGUAUAUGCAAAAUUAUAUAUUGUUGGGAGAUUUAUAUUGCAAUUUUCACAUUA